CGGACACUUCUUCAAUUUUCCUGACACACUACUCUCCUCGGUUGCUGCCUUUGCUCUUGUGCUUCCGCAAUCUACUGUUCAAUUUCUUGGGAUUAUUGAACCAAAACAAUCAUGUCGACUGACGCCUGGACUCCGAGCUCAUGGAAGAGCAAACCCGCUGCUCAAGAUGUUGAAUAUCAAGACCAAGAGAAGCUAACAAAAGUACUGAACAAAAUCCGCACCUUGCCUCCAUUAGUGACACCUUCUGAGAUUGAGCGACUUCGUCACAAGUUGAGCGAGGUGCAGCGGCAUGAGGCUUUCCUUCUGCAUGCAGGAGACUGUGCAGAGAGUUUCGAUGCUUGCACUCAUGAAAACAUAUCCAACAAGAUCGGACUGAUACUGUCGUUCUCAUUGAUCCUCAUCUGGGGUGCUCGCAUGCCUGUGGUACGUAUAGGACGUAUCGCCGGUCAAUAUGCAAAGCCUCGGAGCAGCCCGACGGAGAAGAUCGGUGACAGAGAAGUACUUAGUUUCCGAGGUGAUAAUGUCAAUGGGCUAGAUCCUCAUGACCGAACACCCGAUCCUGAGAGGCUAUUAACUGCUUACUUCCACUCAACUACAACACUCAACUAUGUCCGCGGCCUGCUCACCUCAGGGUUCGCUUCGCUGCACCACCCACGGGACUGGUCGCUCUCGCAUGUACGAUCGCCAGAACUACGAGAAGAGUUUGAACGCAUUACCGAAGGCCUAUCUGACGCUCUUGACUUCACUCGAACGAUCGGACUCGGCAGCCAGCACACGAGUUACGAGCAGGGUGGUGGCAGGGGCGUGCUGGGAGAGGCGGACUUCUUCACCAGCCACGAAGGCCUCUUGUUGGACUUCGAAGAAGCGAUGACGCGCGAAUUCCCAAUCCCGUCCUCCCUCUCCUCGACGCUCCACGAUGACACACCCAGUGAGCCGCUCCCGCCGAACGUGUACUACAACACGUCCGCGCACUUCCUCUGGAUCGGAGACAGGACGAGGCAGCUGAACGGCGCGCAUGUUGAGUACUUCCGUGGGAUCAGAAACCCAAUCGGGAUCAAGGUGGGACCUAGCAUGGCUGCAGGCGAGCUCGUCCGGUUGCUCGACAUUGUGAACCCGAACCGGGAAGCGGGCAAGGUCACGCUGAUCACUCGCUAUGGUGCGGCCAAGAUCGAGAGCCACCUAGCCGGCCACAUCAAAGCUGUCCAGCAAUGCGGACAUCUCGUAGCCUGGAUCUGCGAUCCCAUGCAUGGCAACACACUGACAUCCUCGAGUGGGCUCAAGACGCGCAACUUCGGCACAAUCAUCAGCGAGCUGACUGCGUGCAUGCGCAUCCACGCCGAGUGCGACUCGCGCAUGAACGGCGUGAGCCUCGAGUUCACCGGGGAGCUGAGCGAGGAUGGGUUCAGCGUCACCGAGUGCCUUGGGGGCAGCAUGGAGCUGAGCGAGGAGCAAUUGGGGCUGCGAUACCAGUCGUUCUGCGAUCCUCGUCUGAACUUUGAACAAUCGUUGGACGUCGCGUUCCUCAUCUCAAACCAUUACAACAGGAGGAGGGUCGGACGCAAACGUGCGGACAGCGACGUGCUCUAUGCUGAGCUCGGUGGUCGCAAGUUCUCAUGAGAGCUUCCUGCGCAUUGUUUGCGCUACUUCAUCCAUCCUGAAGCGUCACAGCGCAUGAAUACAAAAUACCUGGCACGUACAGUGUAAAUGUGAUCGUCAAAUGUGGCCCACGUUUACAUCCGACUGUGCACUCCAUUGAUAAUUCGGAAACGAAAAAUAAUGCAAUCUGCAC
This is a messenger RNA of Laetiporus sulphureus 93-53, 1789 nucleotides long. Its product is annotated as DAHP synthetase. Gene Ontology annotation, molecular function: 3-deoxy-7-phosphoheptulonate synthase activity. The record is from RefSeq and is a predicted model, not a curated record. The coding region runs from base 112 to 1617 and encodes 501 amino acids. The transcript has 16 exons. Gene Ontology annotation, biological process: aromatic amino acid biosynthetic process. Lineage: Eukaryota; Fungi; Basidiomycota; Agaricomycetes; Polyporales; Laetiporaceae.